CACCAAGAACAUAGAGUGCAGCUGAGUUAUGCGAGAUAUUUUUGGACUGUAUAUGUGUUCCUCUGUAGACGAGGGGCCGGUCCUCCGCAGUGUGAGACAGACAGCAAUGCUUCGCCGCACCUUGACCAGGAGGUAAUCGUCACUCCAGGAUUACGCACCUUUGACCUCCAGCACUGUCAACACUAAGCAGCUCACUGGGAUGCCAGCGCGACCAAAUCCACCAGCAGCAACCGGUUUGUCACAUGACUUGCGCGCAGCUCUGCCUGCCUGUGUGCGCGUUUGGCUUUUAUUUCCGCCUUCACCGAGGGAGCGCCGAGCUGAAUGAGUCUCUACGGCCGCUCUGCCUCUCACUCCGCGAAGCUGCGUCGCCGUGCGGGGACCUGUCGGGCGGGGGGACACUCACGCAAUCGCAUCGCCUGGACCCACGCCGUCGCAGGACCAUGCUCACGCGGGUGAAAUCAGCGGUGGCCAAUUUUGUGGGAGGCAUGAUGGCUGGCGGCUCUAACGGAGACCAUCCCGGCGGCUCGGAUCUGCCGCUGAAAUUCCCGUACAGCAGACCGGAGUUCCUGGGACUGUCGCCGGACGAGAUAGAGUGCUCGGCGGACCACAUCGCGAGACCGAUCCUCAUCCUGAAGGAGACCAAGCGGCUGCCGUGGUCCACCGGCUACGCAGAGGUGAUAAACGCAGGAAAGAGCGCAUUAAACGAGGACCAGGCCUGCUGCGAGGUGCUGGUGGUCAAGAGGAGACCAGCGGGGAGCUCCACGCCCAAACGAAGCCCCACGAUCCGCAGGAGGUCUUCCCUGCCUAACGGAGAGGGCCUGGGCCUCCAGGACAACCUGGCGAGUGAUAGCUCUGAAGACCUAACUUUCCACUACUGGGCGUUGUUUGACGGCCACGCCGGCUCCGGGGCGGCUGUAGAGGCCUCCCAUCUUCUCCACCACCACAUCGCCCUGCACCUCCAGGAGGUGAGGGAGAUCCUCUGCACUCCCGACCUGCAGCCACCCACGUGCCUGGGCGAGGAACCCAUCAACCACCACCUCACCUCGACGUCACAGCGUGCCCUAACCAGGGCGGCAUCACUCCGGGGUGCCGCGGGUGCUCCGGGUUCCCCCAGUAACCCACCGCCGCCACGCUUCUUUACCGAGAAGAAAGUUUCACACGAGAGCCUGGUGAUUGGAGCCAUCGAGAAUGCCUUCAAAGACAUGGAUGUACAGAUAGAGAAGGACAAAGCGGCCUACAAUGUCUCGGGUGGCUGCACGGCGCUGGUGGUCGUGUAUUUGCUUGGGAAGCUCUACGUCGGCAACGCAGGGGACAGCAGAGCUAUCAUUAUCCGAGCCGGGGAUGUCAUUCCCAUGUCAGCAGAGUUCACGCCAGAGUCAGAGAGACAGCGGCUGCAGUUCCUGGCCUACAUGCAGCCCCACUUAUUAGGGAACGAGUUUACACAUCUGGAGUUCCCGAGGAGGGUGCAGAGGAAGGAGGUGGGGAAGAGGAUGCUGUACCGUGACUUCACCAUGUCAGGAUGGGCGUAUAAAACCAUAGAGGACGACGACCUGAAGUUUCCCCUGAUCUACGGCGAAGGGAAGAAGGCUCGUGUCUUGGCGACCAUCGGGGUCACGAGAGGUCUGGGGGACCACAAUCUCAAAGUGCACGACUCCAACAUUUACAUCAAGCCCUUCCUGUCUUGCUGUCCAGAGGUCAGAGUUUACCCCCUAGCUGACUGUGAGCACGGAGCUGAUGACGUCCUGGUGCUGGGAACUGACGGUCUGUGGGACGUCCUCUCCAACCAGGAAGUAGCUGAAGCAGUUACCUGUUUCCUGGCAAACUGCGACCCCGACGACCAGCACAGGUACACAAUGGCAGCUCAGGACCUGGUGAUGAGAGCGCGGGGGGUGCUGAAGGACAGAGGCUGGAGGAUAUCCAACGAAAGACUGGGCUCCGGAGAUGACAUCUCUGUCUACAUCAUUCCUCUCAUGUAUGGCAACAAGCAGAACUAGGCUGGCCACGACAGCCACAAUCACGACCACCACCGAAAACGUAAACCCCGCCUCGACGUCUCGCGUCUGCAGUGUCCCCCUCAUCCCUUGUGCUCUUUUUAAAAGUGCUUUAUUAGUGUGGUGCUUCCUCCUUCGCUGAGGUAUCCUACAAGUUUCCUACGCUCAGAGAUGGCAUUUCUGUCGAUCAUCCUCAAUCUCUUUUUGUCUGGUAUUUUUUUUUUUUUAUAUAUAUAUAUAGAAAACUGAAUCAUGAAGGGAGCAGUUUAAGAGUACUACUGAUUUGUUUUUUCUCUCUCAGUCUCAAAGAAGCCAUUGUGAAGUCUGUUGUUGGUAAAAAAAAAAAAAAAAAAAAAAAGUCGAGAGCCCGGACUCUCGCGGGUGAGAUGGUGACGUUCAUCUCAGGACUGCUGAUACUGAACUACUGCACAAUAUUUAUAACUGUGAAAAUGUAAAUACUCGUAAGACGUUUGUGUUUGGUUGAGCGCCUGUACAGUGUAAAAAAAAAAUGAUAAUAAUAAUAAUAAUACCCUGAAGACUGAUGUCGUGUAGAUAUGAAUCAUACCUACUCUGUUCUGUUAGUGUAGCCAGGUUUAGUAUCCUCCAACUGUUCCUGAAACGAAGAAGCACAUUUAUGAAGAAUACACUAAAAGGAGAAGUCACCAUUAAGAUUUUGGUCAGCGAAAUGUAGCCCUGGUCACAACAUCUAUCAUUAUGAUCAGAUCAUCCACAACAUUGAAGCCGCUGAUGUCAUUACGAUGUAAUGUCCCUCUAGGAUGCCUAAUACCACCACCACCACCACCUGAACAUUAAUGCAGACCAAGUGCACCCCAUAGCAAUGGCAAUGGCGAGGGGGUGUUCCUUGCAUCCUAGUGCCAUAUGUUUACCAGCUUAGCAAUGCACACACCCAGCCAUUGAUGUGGUGUAAAGGAAAACAUUGUGCCAAGUUCCUCUACUGCUCCGUGGUCCAUUGUUAUUCCUUUCAGCAGAGGACAGAGGUCAGCAUGGAUGCCAUGAGGCAGCUAUGCAGUCAGAUACAAACUGUACACAGUACACUUGGUUUAAUCUGACCACACGGGCCUUUGCUCCCAAUCUAUUUUGGCCACCGCCGGUUUACCUUUUCUGAUAGAUACAGACCGGGAACAUCGGUAACAAAAUAAUCCGUUAUUCGCUCGACCGGCCGUAGUGUCGCGGCUGAUCUACCACAGCUUCCACAUUCUUUCGGAUGAAAACAGGAAGAGGCAGAGAAAAUCUUUCUGUUGCACUCACUCUCCGCCGGCCCCACAAAUGUCUUCCUUUCUAUUUAAGACAUGUUCUUCUCGCCCUAUUUAAGUGGCUGUUUGCAUGCUACAUCAGGUGCAUCACCGCCUGCUGCCCAUGCCAUUAAGUAUUGUCGUACUUUAAAUAGAAUGCUCAGACCUCUUUCUCACCCGACUCCCCCCUAAACCACCCACCCCCCAAGAAACUGAACAACAGGUGCCUCAACCAUGUAAAGUGCUCCCAUUUUGUCACUUUAAAGUAUACAUAAGACUCACCAUUGCUCUCCUUCUGUUCCUCUACAAUCACUGUUCUCUGAUGCUGUGGUUUUCCUCCUUUUAGUUAAUUUAGAUUGUACUGUUUUUUUUUUUUAAAUCUUUUUUUAUCUUUAUCUUAACGCUGCAAAAGUGGCUGAAGCUAGCGAAUCGUGGAACAGAGUAAUUGUAUAAAUGUAAAUAAUGUUUCCGGUGAACACUUUCCUCCAUUCUUUGAACUGUAAGUGAUGUACAUCUUACCCAAACCAAGAGAAACCUAAUCGUGAUUAAAAAAGAAAAGAAAAAAAAGCUGACUUUUCUGCUGUAUUAAAAAAAUGACAAUUUU
Mugil cephalus (flathead mullet) is the source of this 3848-nucleotide messenger RNA. RefSeq names its product protein phosphatase, Mg2+/Mn2+ dependent, 1H (gene ppm1h). Lineage: Eukaryota; Metazoa; Chordata; Actinopteri; Mugiliformes; Mugilidae. The transcript is spliced from 10 exons. The record is from RefSeq and is a predicted model, not a curated record. Gene Ontology annotation, biological process: protein dephosphorylation. Gene Ontology annotation, molecular function: protein serine/threonine phosphatase activity. The coding region runs from base 243 to 1994 and encodes 583 amino acids.